CAUGCGCCAGAGAAACAAGAUGGCGGAGAGUGCGGAAUUGAAGCAAAUGGUGAUGAGCCUGCGUGUCUCUGAACUGCAAGUACUCCUAGGAUACGCUGGUCGCAAUAAGCACGGAAGAAAGCACGAACUAUUGACCAAAGCACUCCACUUGCUGAAGGCUGGCUGCAGCCCUGCUGUACAGAUGAAGAUCAAGGAGCUGUACCGUCGCCGCUUCCCCACAAAAAUGGUGUCCCCGACAGACCUCUCUCUCCCUGGGGUCCACUCUACAACAGGUGUAGGGUCUACAGUUUUACCUGCUAGCCUCACCCAACUCGGGUUUGACAGCCACGGCGCACCUUCGCCUCUGCUGCCUGUCUCUCUCCUGGGGCCCAAGCACGAGCUGGGCCUUCCACACCUUCCCUCUGCCCUGCAUCCUGUCCAUCCAGACGUCAAGCUUCAGAGGCUUCCUUUCUACGACGUGCUAGAUGAACUUAUCAAGCCCACCAGCCUGGUUCUUCCUUACUAUAAGCAGAUUAAAUUGACCUCAGACAACAAUCAGAGGUUUCAGGAAACAUGCUUUGCAUUUGCAUUGACGCCACAGCAAGUCCAACAGAUCAGCAGCUCAAUGGACAUCUCUGGGACCAAAUGCGACUUUUCAGUACAAGUUCAGUUAAGGUUUUGCUUAUCAGAGACGAGUUGUCCUCAGGAAGACCAUUUCCCACCAAACCUCUGUGUGAAAGUGAAUGGAAAGCCCUGUAACCUCCCCGGCUAUCUUCCUCCAACUAAAAACGGAGUAGAGCCAAAAAGACCAAGCAGACCCAUCAACAUUACCUCUCUGGUCCGUUUAUCCACAACAGUUCCCAACACUAUUGUGGUAUCUUGGACAUCAGAAAUCGGCAGGAGUUAUUCCAUGGCAGUGUACCUCGUCCGACAGCAGUCCUCUUCAGUGUUGCUACAGAGACUACGGUCGAAAGGCAUCAGGAACCCAGACCACUCAAGGGCACUCAUUAAAGAGAAGUUGACGGCUGACCCAGACAGUGAGAUUGCUACCACUAGUCUGAGAGUCUCCCUUCUCUGUCCGCUGGGGAAGAUGCGGCUGAUGGUUCCAUGCCGAGCGCUGACGUGCUCACAUCUGCAGUGCUUCGAUGCUACACUCUACAUCCAAAUGAAUGAGAAAAAACCCACCUGGGUGUGUCCAGUCUGUGACAAGAAGGCCCCAUAUGAACACCUCAUCAUCGAUGGGUUGUUCAUGGAGAUCUUAAACAGCUGUGUAGACUGCGAUGAGAUCCAGUUUAAGGAGGAUGGUAGCUGGGCACCUAUGAUAUCCAAAAAGGUGGUGCAGGAGGUGUCUGCUUCCUCCAAUGGCUUAGAAGGUUCAUGUCGACCAGUGCUGUCUGAGCACAAAAACAGUUCAUCCCACACCAGCAGUAGCAACAGUAAAAAAGUGGAAGUGAUUGACCUUACACUGGACAGCUCUUCAGAUGAUGAUAAUGAUGAAGAGCCUCCACCUAAACGAGCCUGUCCUUCACUUUCGCCCACUUCACCACCUGUCACUAAAGGGGUGUUGAAUCUUCACCAUCAGGCAUCGCCAGUGACGCGAGCUCCAAGCAUGCCAGCAGUGGAGACUAACUACAUUCCCCCUCCACCACCUCUUAUUCAGGACUAUCGCCACUAUUACCACACGCCCAGUGACCUGUCAGAUCUGAAUUUCUUUUCAUUUUUACCAGGGGAAAAUCAUCCGCAUUACAGCAUGGUUAUGGCGGCAGCAGCCGCAGCAUCUGCCUCGGCGUCAACAUCGGAAGAUCACGAGCUUCUCCGCUUCUUGCCCUAUAACUCCUCACAGCUGUACCUGGAGCAAGCAGGCACGGCGCCGAGCAGUUCACUGGCACCGCCCAAUGGCAGCGCAGGCAGCAGUAGCAGCCUGCGGGACAGCCAUGGGCACAGCAGUGUGUCCCGUUCACGGUCGGACACAGCUGCAUCAGUCAUAUACGGCUCCAUCCCUGACGUCAUCUCACUCGACUGAGCACACAGGCACAACAAACCUAAGACUUGCAAGAUGGGCUCUCUGCACCAAGCAUGGGAGACAAGAGAAGCCUGGUGCGCUUCAAAGAGGAUUUAGAGAUGAAUUGAGGCAGAAGGAAAAGAGGGGUGGGGGAAAAAGAGGACAAAUAACUUUGUAAAAAAAAAAAAAAGAAGAAAAAGAAAA
Hemibagrus wyckioides is the source of this 2185-nucleotide messenger RNA. RefSeq names its product protein inhibitor of activated STAT, 1b (gene pias1b). Gene Ontology annotation, biological process: regulation of transcription by RNA polymerase II; protein sumoylation. Gene Ontology annotation, molecular function: transcription coregulator activity; SUMO ligase activity; zinc ion binding. The record is from RefSeq and is a predicted model, not a curated record. Bases 2 to 2002 code for a protein of 666 amino acids. The transcript is spliced from 15 exons. Lineage: Eukaryota; Metazoa; Chordata; Actinopteri; Siluriformes; Bagridae.